Molecule: messenger RNA, 4423 nt
Organism: Beta vulgaris subsp. vulgaris (sugar beet)
Lineage: Eukaryota; Viridiplantae; Streptophyta; Magnoliopsida; Caryophyllales; Amaranthaceae
Product: protein HASTY 1
Exons: 23
Coding region: 215-3910 (1231 amino acids)
Biological process (GO): protein export from nucleus; RNA export from nucleus
Cellular component (GO): cytoplasm; RNA nuclear export complex; nucleus
Molecular function (GO): RNA binding; nuclear export signal receptor activity
Source: RefSeq, a predicted model, not a curated record
UCUCUCUCCUUUCUUUUUUGCUACUUCAAUUUGCAGAAACUCUUCUCUCUUCUUCUCUGCAGUGCGCCAGAUGAAAGCAAACUCCUUUUUCAUCCUAAAAGUUCUUAUAUUUGCCCUGUAACCUACUUCUCAUAAAACCCUUUUGAUUCCCCAGAAAAAAAUAACAUUCAUCAAUUUUCUUAAUACAGAAAAAAAGCAAAAAAUAAAAAUAAAAAUGGAAGAGAGUGGUAGUAUAGCAAACAAUGUAGCUAGAGCAAUAACUGCUGCACUUGAUUGGAGCUCUUCUUCUGAUGCUCGCAAGUCCGCCUUUUCUUUCUUGGAAUCUUUUAAAGCAGGAGAUGUGCGUAUCUUGGCUAGUACAUCCUUCACUUUAGUUAAGAAGGAGUGGUCUUCUGAAAUACGGCUGCAUGCAUUCAAAAUGCUUCAGCAUCUUGUAAGGCUGCGUUGGGAAGAACUGCAUACAGUGGAGCGGCGCGACUUUGCGAGCAUUGCUGUUGACUUGAUGUCUCAGGUUGCGGAUCCAUGUGAGGAGUGGGCUUUAAAAAGUCAAACAGCUGCUCUUGUCGCAGAGAUAGUAAGGAGAGAAGGCCCAAAUUUGUGGCAGGAAUUGUUUCCUUCGGUUGUAGGCCUGUCUAACAAUGGCCCAUCUCAAGCAGAAUUGGUCUCAAUGAUGCUAAGGUGGCUUCCUGAAGAUAUUACUGUUCAUAAUGAAGAUUUAGAAGGUGACCGGCGUAGGCUAUUGUUACGUGGACUUACUGAAUCCUUGCCAGAAAUUUUACCUUUGUUGUACUCAUUACUAGAGAAGCACUUUGGGGCUGCAGUAAAUGAGGCAUCGCAGCAGCAUCUAGACAUCGCGAAACACCAUGCAGCCGCAGUUACAGCAACCUUGAAUGCAGUAAAUGCUUAUGCAGAAUGGGCUCCUUUGCCUGAUCUUGCCAAAUAUGGGAUUAUAUAUGGGUGUGGCUGCUUGCUUACUUCUCCAGAUUUUCGGCUUCAUGCUUGUGAGUUUUUUAAACUUGUAUCUGCAAGGAAGCGACCUGCUGAUGCAUCAUCGGAUUUUGAUUCUGCAAUGAGCAAUCUCUUUCAGAUAAUGAUGGAUGCUUCCAAAGAUUUCCUUCAAAAAUCAAGCAUGAGUAAUGGGGUCAUUGAUGACAGUAAUUUUGAGUUUGCAGAGUUGAUAUGCGAGUGCAUGGUUUCUCUUGGUUCCACAAAUCUUCUGUGCAUUUCUAGUGAUACAAACAAACUUUCUUCUUAUCUUCAACAGAUGCUGGGGUACUUCCAACAUUUUAAGCUGGCCCUUCAUUGCCAGUCACUGUCUUUCUGGCUGGUAUUAAUGAGAGAUUUACUGUCAAAGCCAAAAGCUCAUGCAACUGGAGAUGGUGUUGUAAACAGUUCUACUGGCUCUGGACAGGCUGAAAGUGAGAAGAGAAAUAUAUCAAAUUUGAUAAAUGACGACUAUUGUGGUGCAAUUCUAGAUACAUCUUUCCAGCGUCUCCUCAGAAAAGAGAAAAUUCUUCCUGAGACAGCACUUUCUCUUGGACCUUUGGAACUGUGGACUGAUGAUUUUGAGGGCAAAGGGGAAUUCGGUCAGUACCGCUCUAAGCUGAUGGAGCUGAUCCGGUUUGUUUCAAACCAUAAGCCUAUUGUUGCUGCUAUGAGGGUGUCUGAGAGAACUGUCAUGAUUAUCAAGAACCUAGUAUCGUCUUCGGCGCCAUCUCUGGACUUGGCCAUACUGGAGAGUAUGCAAUUUGCCUUAGAAAAUAUUGUUGUAGCAGUUUUUGAUGGAUCGGAUGAAAUUGCUAGGGGUAGCUCGGAGAUACAACUUGCUUUGUGUAGGAUAUUCGAAGGUCUCCUACAGCAGCUUCUUACCUUGCAGUGGACUGAAUCCGCGCUUGUGGAAGUCCUCGGCCACUAUUUGCAUUCAUUCGGUCCAUUCCUGAAGGUCUUCCCAGAUGCAGUUGGCGUUGUCGUUACUAAACUAUUUGAGCUUUUGACCUCCCUUCCUGUUGUUGUCAAGGAUCCUUCAACAAACAGUGCCCGGCAUGCCAGGUUGCAGAUUUGUACAUCUUUCAUUCGGAUUGCCAAAGUUGCUGACAAAAGCCUGCUGCCUCACAUGAAGAUGCUACUUGGUCUCUCUCCUGACCAGCAGUUGUACACUUGUACUAGUUCCAACAAAGACGAGGGAACUCUCCCCCACACACCCAAAAUAAAAAAAGGGAUUGCAGAUACCAUGGCGCAGUUACAAAAUGAGGGUCGUUUGCUUCGUGGGGAGCAUAAUCUUCUUGGUGAAGCAUUCCUUAUUAUGGCUUCUGCUGCUGGUGUUCAACAACAGCAAGAAGUUUUAGCCUGGUUGCUCGAACCUUUAAGUAGACAGUGGAUCCAGCAAGAUUGGCAAAAUGCUUAUUUAUCUGAUCCAUCAGGUCUUGUUCGAUUGUGUGUGGAUACACCACUAAUGUGGUCCAUUUUUCAUACGGUAACUUUUUUUGAGAGGGCACUGAAGAGAUCUGGAAUCAGGAAGAAUAGUUCACAGAAUAUCUCAACAGGAACACUCAUGCAACCAAUGGCUCCUCACUUGUCAUGGAUGUUGCCACCUCUUUUAAAAAUUCUCCGUGCUAUGCAUUCACUUUGGUCUCCCACCGUGAUCCAGUCGUUACCUGGAGAAGUUAAAGCUGCACUUAACAUGAGCGACGUAGAGCGGGCUAGUCUUCUUGGAGAAGUGAACACAAAAGCACCAAAAGCUGCUUUGGGCUUUGCUGAUGGUUCGUUAAUAGAUAUGAGCAAGGAAACCUAUGGAGAACCAAAUGAAAAAGACAUACGAAAUUGGUUAAGAGGCAUUAGAGAAAGUGGGUACGAUGUCCUGGGGUUGGCUACUACUAUAGGAGAUGCCUUUUUCAAAUGCUUGAAUAUUGAUACCGUUGCUCUAGCUUUGAUGGAGAAUCUGCAGUCAAUGGAAUACAGGCAUUUGAAGCAGCUCAUUCAUUUGGUCAUCAUCCCAUUGGUCAAGUCUUGCCCUCCAGAUCUAUGGGGGACAUGGCUGGAGAAGCUUUUACAUCCAUUACUUCUUUAUGCUCAGCAAGCUCUAAGCUCGUCAUGGUCAAGUCUUUUAAAUGAAGGCAGGGCAAAGGUUCCUGAUGUUUGCAAUAUACUUGGAGGAUCUGAUCUGAAAGUUGAAGUAAUGGAGGAGAAGCUGCUUCGUGAUUUAACUCGUGAAGUAUGUGGGUUAUUGUCAGCAUUAGCUUCCCCUGGGCUUAAUACUGCCCUUCCUGCUUUGGAUCAUUCAGGACAUGUCACUCGCAUCGAUGCUUCCUCUUUGAAGGACUUGGAUGCAUUUGUCUCCACUUCCAUUGUUGGUUUCCUGUUGAAGCACAAAAAUUUAGCUGUCCCAGCACUGCAUAUUUGUCUUGAGGCUUUUAAAUGGACAGAUAGUGAGGCUAUGACAAAAAUCUGCUCUUUUUGUGGUGUCAUUGUUGUAUUGGCCAUUUCAACAAAUAAUGCAGAGCUUCGAGAAUUAGUUUCGAAAGAUUUGUUCUAUGCAGCUAUCCAAGGUUUGGCCCUUGAAUCAAAUGCUUUCGUGAGCUCAGAUUUGGUUAGUCUAUGUCGUGAGAUAUUUGUAUAUCUUGCGGAUAGAGACCCUACACCCAGGCAGAUUUUGUUGUCGCUUCCUUGCAUUAACCCCCAAGAAUUGGCUGCUUUUGAGGAAGCUUUGGCCAAGACAGCAAGCCCCAAAGAACAAAAGCAGCAUAUGAAAAGCCUGCUAUUAUUAGGAACGGGAAACAAGUUGAAAGCACUUGUUGCUCAAAAGAGUGUCAAUAUAAUCACAAAUGUCUCAGUGAGAUCUCGGACAGCCAAUAGCACUGUAGAUACCGGAACUGAAGAAGGGGAUGUUGUGGGAUUGGCAUCAAUCAUUUGAUAGAGCUGGGUGCAGUUUUGUUAUCCCUGUACAGAUGAUUUUUUUCUUUUGUCGGUUGGAAAUUAGAAGUUACAGAAUACAAGUAUAGUGAAAGCAAGUCUUGAUCGCGAGUUGCGCAUUAGAUAUCAUCAGAAGGCCAAACAUUAUAGGCUCGGAUGCAAACUCUUGAGACAUCUAGACGCUGUGUGAGCUCUUCUAUGCCUGAUCAUCUUAGUGAUCAAAUAGUGAUUUAACUGACCCUUGCUAUCACAUUCCCUCUUAAGAGUCACAGUCACAGAACAGCGCAGCAUUGAUGUAGUUUUGUAAUUUUAUGUUAUCAAUAUGUAUGAUCUUUUGAGCUUAUUCAUGAUUUGUGCAGAAAGAGCAACUGUUUAGGUAUAAGGCUGAAUAUGUUUUAGCAUAAAUGUAUUGGCAGGGGCUUAUCUGGUUUAGUUGUGCUGUAUUAUCUCUGACGUUGAUAAGUAGAGCAUUAUAUUUUGAGUUCAACGUUCAAUGUACAUGGGUUGAUCCUAA